AUGGUCGCGGUCUCCUUUCGUUUUCUACAAGUCGUUGACCUUGGCUGCGCAACUUGGUCAUACCAGCAGGCUGGCCUAGAGACACGCACCAUGUCUGGAGUCGAUAGGUUGCUUGAUCCUUUCUUAGAGUCGGAUCGUGGACGUCUCGCCAGGAUCGUCAGUGAGUCUUGCCAAUCUCAGCAGCCAAGCUACAACGCUUGA
This is a messenger RNA of Protopolystoma xenopodis, 201 nucleotides long. The record is from the annotation of a GenBank genome assembly. Lineage: Eukaryota; Metazoa; Platyhelminthes; Monogenea; Polystomatidea; Polystomatidae.